This is a messenger RNA of Musca domestica (house fly), 7695 nucleotides long. RefSeq names its product putative protein kinase C delta type homolog (gene Pkcdelta). The record is from RefSeq and is a predicted model, not a curated record. Lineage: Eukaryota; Metazoa; Arthropoda; Insecta; Diptera; Muscidae. The transcript has 9 exons. Gene Ontology annotation, molecular function: ATP binding; protein serine/threonine kinase activity. Gene Ontology annotation, biological process: peptidyl-serine phosphorylation; intracellular signal transduction. The coding region runs from base 971 to 6493 and encodes 1840 amino acids.
AUGAAAACACAAAAAAAAAAAAAAGAUUUUCGAACAUUUUGCAGAAAAAUUGUGUCGUCUCAGCGAACAGAAGAACAGAUUUUUUGAAAUAUUGUCUCAGUUAUUGCGGUGAAUUCUGAAAAAGCGGUUCGUUUUGAAAACAUAAAAAAAUCUCGAAUAUAUAAAUCGUGCAAAACAACGAAUAUUCACAGAAAUAGACCCUGAAAAUGCCAGCGAAAUAUUUCUAAUAUAUAAUUUGAGAACAAGGAAAAAAUAUUGCAUAAUUUAAUAGAUUCUGCUCGCAAAGAAUAGUAAUAAUUAAAUAUAUUAUAGAAAAAACAAUAACAAAAACGCAAAUAUUUUAUAAGAAAAAUUACAGCAACAAUAUUACACGGGAGAAAAACGUGAACGAAUAGCUAUCGGCCAACGGCAUUGCUGAGUGGUGAAAAAAUAAAUAUUUUUUUUGUUUGUGGAAAAAUUCACCGUGGAAAACCGCCAUCUGCCUGAUCGGUCCAUUUAGUUGUUUUGUUACGCGCUGUUCAUUCGUAUGUCCGUGAGUUCCGUCGUUCGCUCGUUCGUUCAUUUGCCUCUUCGUUUAGAUGACAAUUAGGAAUUGUUGAGUUUUAAGUUAAAAAUAAAAAACAAGUGCGAAUAUAAUUAUUUUACAAUUAUUUUUAGAGCCAUAACAACAGCAACAACAACAAACAAGAAAAUAGCUAAGAACCCGAAACGCAAAAGCAAAAAAAAAAUAAAACAAAACAGAAAAACACCGAUUUUACGGUAGCUGAACCAAGCGUGCAAAGAAUGCUGCAAUCAAAGAAAAACAAAACAACCGUUAGAGGAUAUGUUUAAAAAUAAAUUAUGAAACAAAGUGCAUAACAAAAAUAUUUCAAAUAAUUGAAAACAUAGAAGAAGAAAAAUCUAAAGUGACAAGAAAUUGAAAGAAAAAAAUCUUAAAACUUAAAAAAAGUUCUGCAAAACCCAAACAAACAUGCCUUUGUACAGUGAUUCAAAUUAUUUCUAUAGUGGUGGCAGUACGCCCCUCUUUUCACCCUAUUAUCCGGGCUCCAGUGCCAUUAGUUCGGCCUCUUCGUACAGUCCUUAUACCUCAACUUACAAUCGGGCCAUUUCCGGUUCCUAUGUGGUACCCAUCUCGGCACCACGUACACCCUCCUAUACCACACAUGGACUGAGCUCAUCUUCUCGCUAUCAGCCAAAGUUGAGUACCAUCACUGAAUCCUCGCCCUUGAUGAGUGUUUCACGUCACAGUGCCCUAUCACCUUUGACACGCAUAAACUCCCCCAAAUACACCAGUUAUACCAGCAGUAGCAGCACCACACCAAUACACCACCACACUCCCAAGUACACACCACCCAAACCGAUACUGAUUAACACAGCCGAUAUUGAUGUCUCGGCAAAUCGUUAUCGUAAACGUAAAGAGGAAGCCCUGCGGCAGGCCCAACUGCAACAUGAAUCCGAAAUGGCCAACAUAAUGAACGCCCACAACCGGGCACCGCAGGAAGAACAAGAAGAGAUCAAGCCUCACACCGCAACACCUUUAUACGACACAACCCAACAAGGUGCCGAAGAACCCUCGGCCCCUCGUAAUCGUUCUACCAUCCGACGCAAUCGUCCCGUUGUAAGACUAUCCACUAUACGUUCACGUAGCAAAGAACGUAACCGCAAAAAAGUUGAAGAUCUCUAUGUUGACACCGAACCCGAGGAAAAGAAACGCAGAGAUAUGGAAAGUGAGACAACGAAAAGUGAAUUAGAAAAUCAAGAAAAUGAACAAAAUUUUGAAGAAGUAAUUCUAGAAUUGGACAAGGAUAUGCAAACGGUGAGUAAGCUCAGCAUACCUCAGUGUCCCACUUUCCAUGAUAUUUGUGAAGAUAUUUCUUCGGAUAAAAUCGAUGAUGAUCUCAAUGCGGGGGCCUUGAGGCGCAGGGCCAGCCUCAUACAGGAACAACAGUUACUGAAUCAAGUGCAAAAAUCUCCUUCGGGAACGUUUCAGACCAUCAAUUUGGAACGACGUGAUAGUCAUGACAGCUCGGAUGGUGGAAGCCUGGCGGGUGGUCUCAACAAACACUCCUCGAAACGUCUCUCGAAAAAAGGCAAGAAAAUUAGACACAAAAUUACCGCAAUUGUGGAAAUCGAAAAUGACCCCUCUUGUUCUAUAGGUUUGAGCAAAAUCAGCCCUGACCCGAAAGAUGCAGCUGAAGCGGCAUCACUUCCCAAAUUCACCGUCAAUGUAGAAACGGUGGAGGAGCAUCAUGAAAUCCACAAAGUUUUCAAAUUGCCCAAAAAGAAGAGCAUUAAAAAGGUGAGCAAGUCCAAGGAGCCAGCAGAGCUACCAGAAGGUUUUAUGUCACCACUACCAAAGCCUCAGGCAUCGCCCAAGAAAAAGUUACAGGGUGAGGCAAAGAAAGCCCAGCAAAAAUCGACGGCGGAAAUUUUCACCUUCGACGAGGCCAGUGUGGAGGAGGCUAAGAGGCAGGAAGCCCAACCAGAAAUUGAGGAAGAGCCCAAAACUCCCAGGACAGCCAAGGUUUUGAAUAAAAAGACAAGUGAAAAACAACCCAAAACAUCCACUCAAGUCGCCUCAGUUGAGAAAACUCCAGAGAGUCCAAAGGUACCCCAGCCAGAUGCUUCAAGGAAAUUUGGAGAAACCGAUACAAAAUCAAAUGAAGAACCCAAAUCUGCUAAGAUUUUGGAUACAAAAUUAAAAGAGAGCCCAAAAACUCCCUCCAUUGCUAAAGAAGUAGAAGAAUCUCCAAAAGUAACAAAAACUGAACAACCUUCCACACCCAACAAAUUGAAGACAUCUGAAUUGGACAAGACCAAAAACAAACCCUUGGAAAAAUUAAGUUCUCUUAACAUAGAGCUAAAGACUCCGGAAGCCACAUUUGCCAAAGAAGAAACCUUAAAAGUGGAACCCAACACCUCAAAAACUUCUGUGAUUUUCGGCGAUGAAAAAACUCUAAAACACUCCCAAUCAUUGGAUGCUGGCUCGGUUGCAACACCACCACCUACACAAGCUCUGGAGAAAUCCAAUUCCAUAACCAUAGAACUUAAAACCUCUGCAGCACCCAAAGCACUUAAAGAAAAUGAAAAACCCAAAAAUCUUGGUGGACCUCUGAAAACUUCCCAAUCCUUGGAUAGUGUUGCAAAACCCAAACCCAUAAAUAAAAUUCUCGAAAAAUCCAAUUCGAUCACAGUGGAAUUAAAAUCACCACCCGGAACACCCAAAACACCAAAAACACCUUUGAAGGAAACCAUACCAGAAGAACCGGAACUCAAAACGGCUCCCAAAGAGAUGGCACCAGAGGAGCCCAAAGUUGCAACUCCGAAGCCCAUACGCAAAGCUAUUAAAAAAUCCGAUAGUGGUGAAGAUUUUUGGGCCCAAAUAGGUAGUCGGGAAACGCUUUACAUGAACAAACGAAAACAAGAGCUAUUGGAUACCCUCUGGCAGAAACGGGAAAAGCUACUGGAAUCGACCACAGCGGAAGAAGUUUCCAACUUAGAUGAAAUUAAGGCCUCUGUGGCUGAACAAAAACAAGAAGAUCUUAAGGAGGCCGCCGAACAGGCAGCCAAAUCCACAAUGGAACGUUCAAACUCAAAUGAAUCGGCUUUGAAAAAGGAUGCAAAAGACAAACCGGCGGAGGAUGUUGGGGGCAAGAAAGAAGUACCCUGGAAAAAAGACUUAGUUUCCAAAACAAAGGAGGAGAGCUCUGAAAAGAAAACCUCACCCUUGGCAAAGAAAAUAACCACCGCCAAACCUGCAGAAUCUCCAAAGACUCCCCUUACCCCAAACGAAACAAAAGACUUGAAUCUCAACAAAAAACCAGAGGUCAAAGCAACCGGUCUCGCCGAUAAAACCCAAAAUAAAAAGAUUUCUAUGGACUCCAAGGAAAGAAAAGCAAAUGCUUUAGAUAGCCCAACAACGACCACCACUACAGCCGUGGCGAUGACAAAAAUAGCCGGGCAACAGGCCAAGUCACCUGAACAACAAGAGCAAGAAGAGCGAAAGGCGGCGACGGCAAAACAAACAACAGCACAAGCCAAAGGCAACAACAGCGCCAACAAAACAGAUGAAUUAGACAUUAAUAAAACAUCAGCAACAACAACAACAACAACCACGGCAACGACGACGAAAACAAAUGACCAACAGGCCCCAGCGUUGUUGGCAAAGCCACUUACUUUGACAACCAACAAAACCGAAAGCAAUGCCAAAAUUACUGCUGCAUCACCACCGCCGCCGCCGCCAACCACUGCGGCCACAAAACAACCGGAAAUAAAAGCGUUGGCAACAGCGGAAACAAAAUCCAACGCCACGACGGAGGCAAAGCCGCUCAAAAAGAAAACACCCACCAAAACCGCAACUGCAACAACAACCGCCACCACAGCAUCACCCACCAAAGGCAAAGCCAAACAAUCGCCAACAAAUGUCAUCAACGCCGAUCAAUUUGUUGCAAAGGCACCUGCAAAAUCGAAUGCAUCGCCGGCCAAACAAAAUGCCAACAACAAAAAGACACCCGACAGUAAAAAGGCAAAAGCCGCCAACGGCUCUGGCAAAGGCAGCGCCACAACAAAGCCAGCCACCGCAGCGGUGUCUACGGCUACGGCAGCAGCAACCACAACCACAAAGCUGGAUGGCGAAAAUCAAACAACAAUUCGCCAACAGCAGCAAAUUGGCGGCAACAAAACGAUCACCAGCUCGAACGAACAGCCAGCCGAUAUCGCCAUCAACAAGAGCAACACAUGCGGCGGUAAUCUAUCAAAGUUCGCCACAGUAUCGAAUUUGGCACAGUGUUUACAAGACGUUGACGCAGAUCUAGAAGAUUAUAAAGGAUCGUCCGCGGAUAACAGUGACGACGACCAAAACUACACAGACGAAGAGAGUGAUUUCGAUUUUAAUAGUAUAGACGGUUGGAAUAAUUUCACGCCCAGUAUGAAAAAGAAAAUCAAGCAACGUCACCGCAAGGAGAAACAGGCCGCCGCCGCCGCUGCGGCUCAGGCCCGUUUCGAUCCACAGAAAAAAGUGAAAAUCGAUACGACCCGUAAGCUAUAUGUGAAAGAAGAAGCACCGCGUUACCCACUAGUCGCUACACCGCGUCCUCUUUGGAAACGUGAAAAGAUCGUUUAUCCCGAUGAGGAUUCCGACGAUGAUAGUGAAGAUAGUGAAGCGAGCGGUUCCACCGAGGAAACCGACGAAACGACCAGUGAUGAAUGUACCAGUGCCUCAGAAGAGUAUGAAGAUGAAUUGAAUUCAGCAACAGCUUCUGGUGGUGGUGGUGGAGACGGAGGCGGUGUGGGUGCCGAUGGCACCACAUCAGCCACCGGUGAUCCGAACAUUAUACGCAUGAGUACCUGCAGCAAUGAUUCUGGUUUUGAAGGUGGCACAGCACCCUCAAGUCCGAAAAAAAUGCUAGAAACUUCAUAUACAUAUUCACAAUUCCAAAAAUCCGGACGUUUUACACCGCCAGCCACAGUUAUACCUAGAUUUAAGAAUUAUUCAGUUGAUGAUUUUCAUUUCCUAGCUGUGCUAGGCAAAGGCAGCUUUGGCAAAGUACUCUUAGCUGAAUUACGUGAUACAACAUAUUAUUAUGCAGUUAAAUGUUUGAAAAAAGAUGUUGUCCUCGAAGAUGACGAUGUCGAUUCAACGCUGAUAGAACGUAAAGUCUUGGCCUUGGGCACAAAACAUCCGUAUUUGUGUCACCUGUUUUGCACAUUUCAAACAGAGAGCCAUCUAUUCUUUGUAAUGGAAUACCUGAAUGGUGGUGAUCUAAUGUUUCACAUACAGGAAAGUGGACGAUUUACAGAAGAACGAGCACGUUUCUAUGGUGCCGAAAUUAUAUCAGGUCUAAAAUUCUUGCAUAAAAAGGGCAUUAUAUACAGAGAUCUCAAAUUGGAUAAUGUAUUGCUGGAUUACGAAGGACAUGUACGAAUUGCCGAUUUCGGUAUGUGCAAAUUACAAAUCUAUUUGGAUAAAACAGCUGAUAGUUUCUGUGGUACACCGGAUUAUAUGGCGCCUGAAAUAAUUAAGGGCGAAAAUUAUAAUCAAAAUGUCGAUUGGUGGUCCUUUGGCGUUUUAUUAUACGAAAUGCUUAUUGGACAAUCACCGUUCAGCGGUUGUGAUGAAGAUGAACUAUUCUGGUCAAUAUGCAAUGAAAUUCCAUGGUUCCCAGUUUAUAUAUCAGCGGAAGCAACAAGCAUACUAAAAGGGCUUUUAGAAAAGGAUCACAACAAACGUAUUGGUAAUCAAUACAGUCCAGCUGGAGAUGUUGUUGAGCAUAUAUUCUUCAGACCCAUAGACUGGAAUCUAUUGGAGAAACGACUGAUAGAGCCACCAUUUAGACCGCAAGUGAAACACCCUCUCGAUACACAAUAUUUUGAUCGUGUAUUUACAAGAGAACGUGUACGUCUUACACCCAUCGAUAAGGAUAUACUACAAUCAAUGGAUCAGAAACAGUUCCUAGGUUUUACAUAUACAAAUCCCCAUAUUACGUUGGAUUAAUGAGAGGAAUAUUCCUUGCAUAUCUAGUAGAUAGAGAUAAAAGAGCUUGGUAGAUCCCGCUCUCCUCCUCAACCAUUUAGCAAGAAAUGAUUUUAUUUAAAAAUCGAAACUACCCCCCCAUCCUCGAAACUUUUGUUUGUUCUAGUGAUAGACAAUCGAUUAUUUUUUGUUGUUGUUUAUCACAUCAUAAUUGGCUACAAGUUGGCAAAUGAUAAUGAUGAUAAUUAUCAGUUAUGCCAAUUGAUUUGAUUUUUUUGUGAUUUCUUUUUUUCGGAUUUGAAAAAUUAUAAUCCGCUACCUCUCCUUCAUGCAGAAUGAAAUACUCAUGUUUUAUAUUGAAACUCUUUAGUGUUUCAAAAACAUUUUUUUAGAUAAAUUUUAUUUUCUUUAUGAAAAAAAAUCGCUAUGGCCAAUGGUUAGUUAUAGGAUCUAUGGAUAAAUUAAUUUUAAAAAUUGGCACGAAUUUAAAAUAUAAAUCUUUUAAAUUAUUAAUUUUGAAAAAUUAAUCUAAUUACUGAAUAAUUCAUCCGACAUUUUAACUAUUGGUCAUAACAAUUUACCUAUUGUUAUUACUGGAAACCCUAUUCCAAAAAAAAUAUUUUUUUGUAUAUUUUCUCUAAAUCCUUUUGUGUGUGUGAAAAAUUUUCCUUUUAUAUAUAGAAAUUGUUAUGAAUAUUUUAAUAUUUGUAUAAAAACCAGUAUUUUAUAAAAAAAAAUUGUUUUCUUAGAAUUCGACUAAGUGCACGUUUAAAAACUUUUUACUAAAAGAGAAAAACCAACUAAAUCCAAAUCCAUAUUUAUAAUCAUUUUCAAAACAAUCUGGGUCUAUUUAUCUUUUUUUGUUUUCGUUCUUGCUCGUCUUUGUUUAAUUUAUAUACAUAGCAUAUAAACGUAUCAUUAAGUUAUAUUAUUAAUUUAUUUAUUUCAUAAGUUAACCAAACAAUACAACUUAAUUGUAACUUAAAUUCCUUAUAUAGUUUAAAACUUAAGUUUUCCGAACAGUUUUCAUGUAUGGACGACGACAAUCCUACAAAUGAAAUGAAAUGUUUUACAAAAAAUAUCCACUCGAAUAGUUUUUGUGAAAAAAAUUCUCAAUCAGUUGUCAAUGUAUGAAAAAGUGUACUGAAAAUGUAAUUAAUAUAAACAACCAUAUAUACAAAACAUUGAAUCGAACAAAACGAAAAUAAAAUAAAAAAAUAUUA